UAAACCAGGGGACCGAUUGGAGCAGUAGGGUUAGGGUUUUGCAUCUGGUGAGAACUAAAAGCUCGGCGGAUCGAUCAAUGGCGGACGAGAACACCAGAUCGAGAGGGACCGUGAGGUGGUUCGACGACCAGAAGGGCUACGGCUUCAUUCGCCCGGACGAUGGCGGCGAGGAUCUCUUCGUUCACCAAUCGGCGAUCAAAUCCGACGGCUUUCGCACCCUCUACGAAGGUCAGGUCGUCGAGUUCCUGAUCGCUUUGGAGAAUGAUCGCACUAAGGCCGUCGAUGUCACGGGGCCGGACGGAUCGUCACUUGAGAAGAGCAGGAGGGAAGGUUUCGGCGGAGGAAGGGGAGGCCGCAGUGGGGGUUACGGGUUUCGGAGUGGCGGAGGUGGAGGCGGAGGAUACGGGUUCAAUGGAGGCAAUGCAUAUCGUGGUGGCGCCGGUGGCGCGGGGUGCUACAGUUGUGGGGAGAGUGGGCACUUGGCGAGGGAUUGUCCCCGCCAGGGGAGUGCCGGUGGCGGAGGAGGCGGUGGGGCUUGCUACAAUUGCGGUGGUUAUGGGCAUUUGGCGAGAGACUGCAGUCGAGGCCGUGGCGGUGGCUCCGGCGGCGGCGGUGGCGGGGCGUGCUACAGCUGUGGAGGGCAAGGGCACAUGGCGAGGGACUGCCCAGGCGGCGGUGGUGGAGGCGGCGGCGGCGGCGGCGGUUUUGGUAGGUUCGGGAGCGGAGGUGGAGGCGGUGGUGGAAGCCAUUGCUACAACUGCGGUGAGCAAGGGCACUUCGCUAGGGAAUGCCCUAGCAACAACUCAGCGCCUUGACAACUCAUGGUGAUCUGAGAAAAGAGUAAUCUUACAGAUCUCUCUUUUUCUCGUCUUCUUUUGAUAUCUUUAUCUGCUAUUCCUGUCCAGGUGGUUAUACAUAGGAACCUUCUUUUAGAUAUUCUAUGGUUCUGGGUGUCUUUUUUCAUUUCAUAGCGAUCCACUGUUCAGCAGAAAAUUUUUCAGUUGGUAUACAUAUAUAGAUGGUGGUUCGGUUUAUGAUUUCGGUUUUGUUCAUUUUGGUAUCUUUGUUAAACUGGGGAUGAUCUUUGCAUCUCAGUAAAUGUUCUUCAACCUUUUAUUUGUGACCUAAUGGAUCAAUGUGCGUUUAAAUUUUAAA
Diospyros lotus (date-plum) is the source of this 1155-nucleotide messenger RNA. RefSeq names its product glycine-rich protein 2-like. The transcript has a single exon. Gene Ontology annotation, molecular function: zinc ion binding; nucleic acid binding. Lineage: Eukaryota; Viridiplantae; Streptophyta; Magnoliopsida; Ericales; Ebenaceae. Bases 78 to 815 code for a protein of 245 amino acids. The record is from RefSeq and is a predicted model, not a curated record.